Messenger RNA from Cylindrotheca closterium, 303 nucleotides. The record is from the annotation of a GenBank genome assembly. Lineage: Eukaryota; Bacillariophyta; Bacillariophyceae; Bacillariales; Bacillariaceae.
AUGUCUGUCGAUUUGGAAAAGCGUAUCGAAGCAUUGGAAAAGGGCUCUCAAUUCGAAGCAAAUCAAAAUGCCAUUCGUCAGCGAGAAGAAGAAAUGCUGACAACUCUACGAGGGAUUCGUGAGUCGAUGGCAAAUGCAACUACCAACACUGCCUCCUCUGCAGAACUCGACAGUCUCAAGGAAGAGAAUGCUAAACUGAAGGCUUUAAUCACCAAGCAAGAAUACCGAAUGCGCCACUUGAUAGCAGGCUACGAACAAUUGUUGGACGAGCAGAAGGUUGAGGAAGUCGUGCAGGAAGUAUGA